UCCAUUUUUUCCCCUCUUUUUCAAAAACCUGCUCUCUACGCGCAGAACGCACAAAACCUAGAAAAUAGAAACUCUUCUCGAGGUUCAACACUGAACAAUGGCGUUGUUUCCUUAAGGCUAAUAGCCAACUCCUUUAUUCUCUUCCAUAUACUUUUCUGCUGCUCGCUGCAGUCCUUGAUAAACUCGCAUUUCUGCAAGUGGCCUCUUUGCUCGUGUUAUGGAAAGGAGAAGAUCCGAUGGAGGUGUCGUUUCCUCCGAGUUCGUCAAUGGUGAAAGCCCUCUACGCUCUGCCACACCGACGCUGCAGCCAAACUACAACAGCAAGGAUGUCCAGGUGCUACUUUCCCCCCUUUUCUGCUUCAUUGCUCAGGAAGUAUUGAAACACUUGGCAUCAAUUGAUCUUAUUGAAUUGUGCAAUGAAGCAAAAAUUGAGCGCUGUCGAGCAACUAGAGACUUGGGGAGAUGUGGGCGCUAUGUGCAUCAUGUGUUAAAUUCAUGUAGGCAUGCCUCACUGUGUGCUGAAUGUAGUCAGCGGUGUGAUCUAUGCCCAAUUUGUAGAAUUCCAAUACCAAAGACUGGAAACAGAAUCAGUCAUCGUCUUUACUAUGAAUGCAUGGAGGCUGGUCUUAUCUCAAAAAAAUAUGAUGACAGAUUCCAAGAGAAAGAAGAUGGGGAGAAGCAGUUGACAGCUGACAUCCAACGGCUUUAUUGCCUGUUUGAUGUUGCCAUGGAGAACAACUUGGUUUCUUUGAUCUGCCACUAUGUUACAGAUGUCUGUAUGGAUGAAAGUGCUGUGUCUAGUAACCCCGUGGUUGCUUUUCUGCUGGAUGAAGUAGUUGUUAAAGAUUGGUGCAGACGGACAUUUGACAAUAUCAUUUCAGAUCUUAGGGGAAUUUAUACUCUUGAAGUAGAAGGGAUGAGAACAAGACUGGGUUUACUACUAAGGUUUUCAGGGCAUCUCUCUGGUAUCUCCACUGUGCUUGAGGUUUUGGAAUCAUCUUUUAGGGGAACUCUUUCUGCACAGCUUAAUGACUUGCACCACCUUCAAGAGAAUGUAUUAAAAGCAAAGCAGCAUUUGGAGAUCAUGAUUUGGUGUAUAAAACAUCAGUUUCUUGAGAGCGUUAAGUCACGUUAUUCUAAUUUCACUUCAUGGUGCACUCACGUUCGUGAAAGGAAGUCAGCUGCAAUCAGGCGUGCAUGGCCUGACAUGAUUAAUAGUUCUCAAGAGUCUACCCAGCAAGAUGGGUCCACCCUCUUCAUUGAAGAUGCAAUAUCAAACCUUGAGAUAGAACAAGGUUAUGGGCAAGCCAUGGGAGAUGGACUAGAAGUUACAUCCUUGCAGAAGGAUGUAAGUUCAUUGUCAAUCUUCAGGUCUAGGAUGGGAGCUGUGGGAUGCUAUCCAUUUGAAAAUUUGCGGGCUGCUACUGACAUGCUGUUUUUAUAUGGAAGUUCUGAUAUGGUAGUUGCAAAACGUGCAAUUUUCUUGUAUUACUUGUUUGAUUGGCAUUGGACAAUGCCUGAUGAAAAGUGGAGAUAUGUUAUAGAUGAUUUUGCUGCUACAUUUGGUAUAACCAGGCACUCUCUACUAGAAUCGUUAACAUUCUAUCUUCUGGAUGAUCAUACAGAUGAGGCAUUGCAGGAAGCUUGUCGUCUUCUUCCAGAAAUUGCAAGCCCUGUAACACAUCCAAAGAUCUCCCAAGUUUUGCUAGAAAGGCAAAAUCCUGAAGCAGCUCUGAUGGUUUUACGGUGGUCUGGGCGUGAUGGGCUGUCUGGUUAUGCUAAUACUGAGCAUGGUGAACCGCAACCGGUCACCCUUCGUGAGGCUGUGACAGCAGUUCGGGUGAGAGUUGAGUGUGGACUGUUGACUGAAUCCUUUAUGUACCAGAGGACACAUUGCAUGAAGGUGAAGGAAGAUAAUUUGAAGCACGGAUCUUCCCGGGCCCUAUCAGAUGGAUUAAAUGGUCAAUAUGUGAGUUGGGUGGACCAGAUGGAAGCUUUGGUCACAGAAAUUUGUUGUCUAUGCAUCCGACGAAACCUAGUUGAUCGAAUGAUAGAAUUACCUUGGAAUUCUGACGAGGAGAAGUAUCUCCACAAGUGUCUCUUAGACUAUGCCACUGAAGAUCCUUCAACCACAAUUGGAAGUCUACUUGUUGUGUUUUAUCUUCAGCGCUAUCGAUACAUUGAGGCAUGUCAAGUUGAUCAUAAACUUCAGACUUUGGAGCAAGAUUUCACCUCAAAGACACCUAUCAGUGAGCUGGCUGCAUCCAGAAUUAAAUCAAUCAGUCACUGGAGAACAGGAUUGGUGAAUAAAUGCAUAGAGUUGCUCCCAGAAGUACAUAGGCAACAAAUUAUCAGUGGAAACUUGGAUGUUUGCUGCCUUCCUGCCGCUAAGGAUGUUGAAACUUGUGCAAAAUCUCUCAAGAUACAGCAGCCAGCUUCCACCAAUUUUCUGCUUCCAAUGUCAAGUGAUCCUUCAGUUCUCCAGAUGGAUCAUACAACUCCUUACAAGAAAACUUCAUUGUUUGACACUCCAGCUAAAUUGGUUGGAUCUGCCAGAAAUUCCCAAUUUGAACGUGGUAACUUCUACUCUCCAUCCAUUCUCCCUGCAAGGUAUCUCACCUCUGUUGCAGGUGGUCCUUCUAGUCCUCACAACAGGGACAAUUUGACCUCAAGUUACGUUUCCACCAGAGAGCGGAGAUCUCUAAUUGGCAUGAGGCAAAACUUUAAACGGGAUGAUGCUUCAAGUCCUGAAAGUCAUCUGGUUAGUCCUCAGAAUAGUACACCCCUGAAAGUAGGCAAAGGUUCAACCAAGAUGCUCCAGAGUAGUUACUUUGGAGACAAUCGACUUGAGAAAGUCUCCCCAGGAAUGGAACAAAACGGGUUUGUUAGCCAAGCGGAGAAGAAUAAUCCUCUAUAUUCUUUCAGGGAUCCUAUUGAUCCAAUCACUACACGAAACAGCAACAAUCGUUUUUUAAAAGAUUCCCUUCAAGAUUGGGACCCAACUGUCUCUGGUAGGCCUGCCCAAUCAGAUAAGCCUUGGAAAGCCAUUUCCGCAGAAGAUCCAAUGGAUGUAUCUUGGAGCCAUGAAAACAGGGACUCCCCUAUUGAGGUUAUGGAUGCAGAUAAUGGGCUAAGAUGGAGAUCCGAUGAAACCAGUGAGGAUGAUGAUGAGCCAACUCCUCAAAGAGUUGUUGGCAAAGCUUCCUCUGUGACUCCUGCUAGGCGAACAAGAAGAAGCAGGUUUACCAGAAGAUGAUAGGUGCAUAUCUACAACUAUGUCUUGUAAAAUUCCCUGUAUACCUUGGGGUUUUGGUCUAAAUUACCAGAAGUCUUGUUGUAAGUGGAGGAAAUGCAUGAACUCGAUUACGAAUGGGUCAAGAAUGGAGAACCUAACAAGCGGUGGGAUGUCUUUUGCAAGGAUCGGCGGGGGAUUAUGUUGUUGAAAUUUCUGACUGAUUUUCAUGGAUUGGGCACAAUAAUUGAUCCCCCACGGACUUUUUAGGCUAUUAUGGGUUAGCAGAUACAGAUGAUUUGGGUUUGUGAAUCCUUGAGAAAAUUGUAAUUUUGAUGGGUGUCUCUUUCCCCUCCCCUUCGUUAAUUUUCACCCAUUAUAAAUGUAAGUGGCCCUUGUAUGCUACUUUCAAAUCGAUCCAGGGAAGAUUGCCCGCAUUUUUGUAAAAUUUUAUAUAGGUUGGACUGGUGGAGUUUUAAGUGCUUAACUCAAUUUUUCCUUUUUUCUUUUUUUUUUUGCUUUACUAAGCUGUUUUGCUGUGUGAAGUAAUACGUUUUUUUUUUGGCAAUUCUGUAUUAUACAAGUUGACCCCUCUCUCUCUC
Molecule: messenger RNA, 3834 nt
Organism: Nelumbo nucifera (sacred lotus)
Lineage: Eukaryota; Viridiplantae; Streptophyta; Magnoliopsida; Proteales; Nelumbonaceae
Gene: HOS1
Product: ubiquitin-protein ligase
Biological process (GO): protein ubiquitination
Molecular function (GO): ubiquitin-protein transferase activity
Source: RefSeq, a predicted model, not a curated record